AUGGCCAUGGAACUUAAUUCAAUGGAAAAUCUUACUGAUUUACCAAUUUAUGAGAAUGUUAUAAAACGAUACGGAAAGUAUACAAAAAAAGUAAACGGGGAACUUGUUAAAGUUGUUUAUGAUUGGUUUGAACGCGAAUGCGGUAGUAAAUAUAAAUUAGCUCUGACAAAGCAACAGUAUGAUCAGGUGAAAUCAAUUGUCUCUCCUCGAGACGCUCAUGGAGAAACAUUACCAUUUGAUCAAUUUUGCGAUAUUCUAAUUCCGGUUAUAACUGCCGGCGAAAUCGACCAACAUGAUGAUCAUUCAAUAUGGCUCACAUUUCGUUCUUUCGAUAAGAAUAAUGAUCAUUAUAUACAAGCUGAUGAACUUGAAACUUUAAUACAUGUUAUUGGCAAAAUUAUUAGUAGAGAACAAAUACGACAUUUUAUUGAAAAAGUUGAUUGGGAUCAGGAUGGAAAAUUAGAUUAUAAUGAAUUUUAUCAAUUUAUUAUACGUGGCUAUGCACGAGAAUUACUCAUGAUGAACGUAACAAAAGAAAUUAACUAUUCGUAA
Messenger RNA from Rotaria socialis, 552 nucleotides. The record is from the annotation of a GenBank genome assembly. NCBI's taxonomy places the organism in Eukaryota, Metazoa, Rotifera, Eurotatoria, Philodinida, Philodinidae.